Messenger RNA from Drosophila navojoa, 457 nucleotides. It is a transcript of the gene Stoml2, whose product is annotated as stomatin like 2. Gene Ontology annotation, cellular component: membrane; mitochondrion. Gene Ontology annotation, biological process: mitochondrion organization. The record is from RefSeq and is a predicted model, not a curated record. Lineage: Eukaryota; Metazoa; Arthropoda; Insecta; Diptera; Drosophilidae.
CACCCUGUGCUUAGGAACAUGAUGUUAAGUAAAUUAUAUUAUUUGUCUAGUACCAAGGUCUGGAUAUUUGAAAAUGUCUAGGUUACUAUUUUCAGCGCGUAGAUUAAUGCCGCAAAAAGAACUUUUGAUUGCCGGCACGAGCAUCGUUAAGCAAUUGAGAGGAAAAGCCUCCACGCCAAUGAACACAAUUGUGAUGUUUGUCCCACAGCAAGAGGCUUGGGUAGUGGAACGUAUGGGAAGGUUUCAUAGAAUUUUAGAUCCCGGUCUCAAUAUACUUGUACCCGUCGCCGAUAAAAUCAAAUAUGUGCAAAGCUUAAAGGAAAUCGCGAUAGAUGUACCCAAACAAAGCGCCAUAACAUCUGAUAAUGUCACACUCAGCAUUGAUGGCGUGCUUUACUUACGCAUUAUUGAUCCGUAUAGAGGUAUGCCUUACUAACUAUUACACAAUUCAUUAGAA